AUGAAGACUGCUUUAAUUUUGCUCAGCAUUCUGAGUAUAGCCUGUGCUUUCUCAAUGAAAAAUUUCCACCGAAGACCCAAAUUCGAGGAUUCUGAAGAAAAUGGGGUCUUCAAGUUCAGACCACGGUUCUAUCUCCACAAGUAUGGCUACUUUUACCCUCCUCUAAAACGAUUUGCAGUUCAAGGCAGUGACUCAUCUGAAGAAAAUGGAAAUGGUGAUAGCUCAGAUGAGGAGGAAGAGGGACAGGAGACUUCUAAUGAAGAAGAAAACAAUGAAGAGUCAAACGGAAGCGAAGAUGAAGAGUCUGAGGGUGAGAAUAGCACACUUCCUCUCACAACUGCAGACUAUGGAGAGAUCACACCUGGAACAGCAUAUAUAGGAUUAGCUGGAAUCCAACUUCCCAAGAAGAGUGGGAAUCCAGAAAAGAAGGCAGAAAACAAGGAGGAAAGUGAUGAAGAAGAAGAAGAAGAGGAAGAAGACGAAAAUGAAGAAAACGAGGCAGAAGUUGAUGAAAACGAGCAGAGCAUUAAUGGCACCAGCACCAACAGCACAGAGGUGGAAAAUGGCAACGGCAGCAGCGGUGGAGACAACGGGGAAGAAGAGGGUCAAGAGCAGAGUGUCACCGCCACCAGCGCAGCAGGAACCACGGCCCAGGCAGAGCAGGUCAGCGAGAGCUCCGGCACACCCACCUCUCUAAAAGGUGGGCUGGAACCUACACCGCCACCCCAGGAGGUCUAUGAGACCACCUCCCCGCCACUUGGAACAACCACAGCAGCUGAGUACGUGGGGGAAUAUGAGCAAAUAGGUAAUCAUGAAUAUGACCAUGGCUACGAAGUCUAUGAAAACGAGCACGGGGAACCGCGUGGGGACAAUUACCGAGCUUAUGAGGAUGAGUACAGUUAUUACAAAGGGCGUGGCUAUGAGGGCUACGAGGGGCAGGAUUACUACUACCACCAGUGAAGGGGGAUGUCUCUGCCCUGGCACUGCAGCUGUCGAAAAUUUUCAAAGCUCAACUCAGGAAGGUGCAAUAUAACAAAUGUGCAUAUUACAAUGUGGGACGGGGCUACUGUUCCAGAAUAAACUUCUG
Molecule: messenger RNA, 1087 nt
Organism: Ochotona princeps (American pika)
Lineage: Eukaryota; Metazoa; Chordata; Mammalia; Lagomorpha; Ochotonidae
Gene: IBSP
Product: integrin binding sialoprotein
Exons: 6
Coding region: 1-960 (319 amino acids)
Biological process (GO): extracellular matrix organization; bone mineralization; ossification
Cellular component (GO): extracellular region
Source: RefSeq, a predicted model, not a curated record